Molecule: messenger RNA, 1213 nt
Organism: Mesocricetus auratus (golden hamster)
Lineage: Eukaryota; Metazoa; Chordata; Mammalia; Rodentia; Cricetidae
Gene: Arl9
Product: ADP ribosylation factor like GTPase 9
Exons: 4
Coding region: 103-1089 (328 amino acids)
Molecular function (GO): GTPase activity; GTP binding
Source: RefSeq, a predicted model, not a curated record
CUCCACAUUGAGCCCCACACCAGGGCCACACCUGCCAGGAUCCAGGGCCACGGCUCCGGCCGGCCGGGGAGAGGGGAGAGAAGCGGAACAGCGGCGGUGGGGAUGGAGAAGGCAAAGAAGGAGAAAGAAAGGUUUUCUUCUUCUUCGAGCAGCAGGGAAACGGUAAAGAUAGAGAAGGAGAAAAGGAAAGAAGUGGAAGUGAACAAGGGGAGAGAGGCAGGGAAGGAAGAGAAGAGGAAGUCCGUAGAGGGGAAAAACAAGGGGAAGGAGGUAGCGAAGGACGAGAAGAGGAAGAGUGUGGACGUGAAAGUCAAAGAGAACGGGAAAGACAAAGGGAAGGAGGAGAAAAGGAAGAGUGUGAGCGUGAAGACCCAGGGGAAUGGGAAAGAGACAGGGAAGGAAGAGAAAAAGAAAAACGUGGACGUGAAAAACAAGAAUGGCAAAGGGAAGGAAGUCGAGGAGGAGCAAGGGACGAAGAAAGAGAAUGAGGAGGAAGAGGUCUCAGAACAGGUCAAAGAGAGCAGCAGCACCUCGAUUAAAAUCCUGUACCCGUCGAUGCCGCCGCCACCGCCGGGGAAAAGUAAGCAGAUCCUAGUACUGGGCUUGGAUGGAGCAGGAAAGACCAGUGUCCUCCACUCGCUGGCUUCCAACAGAGUACAGCACAGCCUGGCACCUACCCAAGGUUUUCACGAAGUUUGCAUCUCCACUGAAGACAGAAAAAUGGAGUUCCUGGAGAUUGGUGGCAGUGAGCCAUUCCGCUCCUACUGGGAUAUGUAUCUGCCCAAGGGAAGGCUGCUGAUCUUUGUGGUGGAUUCAGCUGACCACAAACGGUUACCUGAAGCCAAGAAAUGUCUUCAUCAGCUAAUUGAACAAAACCCAGAGCUCCCUCUGGUUGUGUUUGCCAACAAACAGGACCUUGAGGACGCCUAUCACAUUACAGAUAUCCAUGACGCUUUGGCACUGUCUGAAGUGGGGAAUGACAGGAAGAUGUUCUUGUUUGGAACUCAGGUGACUGAGAAUGGCUCAGAGAUCCCCUCCACCAUGCAAGAUGCCAGAGACCUGAUCGCACAUCUGGCCGCAAAUAUGUAGAGUGACUAGGACCCGGCCCACUACUCAAGUCACCAUCAGACCGUCAUCAAAGAGGGCUGAAUAGCAGGUGUAAGCCAAAGGUUUCUACUUCCAAUAAAAACUAAGCCAUUUCCUAUUCUCUCAA